This is a messenger RNA of Salvelinus namaycush (lake trout), 1745 nucleotides long. Its product is annotated as immunoglobulin gamma-1 heavy chain-like. The record is from RefSeq and is a predicted model, not a curated record. Lineage: Eukaryota; Metazoa; Chordata; Actinopteri; Salmoniformes; Salmonidae. The coding region runs from base 1 to 1668 and encodes 555 amino acids. The transcript has 9 exons.
AUGUUCCCUGAAACUCUGCUGCUGCUACUGGCAGCUGUCUCCUGUGUUCACUGUCAGGUCGUACUCACACAGGCUGAACAGUCAGUCCAGGGGACCCCUGCAGGAUCCCUCAAACUCACAUGUGCCUGUAGUGGAAUCACUCUAAGCAGCAGUUAUAUGCACUGGAUUCGCCAAGCACCUGGAAAAGGACUUGAAUGGAUAAUUUACUAUUAUUCUGACAGUAGUAAGAGCAAUGCCCAGGUAGUACAGGGCCGAUUCACUGCAUCAAAGGACAGCUCUAAUUUCUAUCUCCACAUGAGCCAGUUGAAGCCAGAGGACUCUGCAGUGUAUUACUGUGCUAGAGACUCACUAUGUCGCCGGCGCCCAAGUCACUGUGAUGCUUUUGACUACUGGGGAAAAGGGACACAAGUCACCGUCUCAACAGCACCCCCCACCCCCCCCACACUGAUUAGCAUCAGGAAGACAAAAUAUGCUUCUAACAAUGUCUACAGCAUCGGUUGUCUCGCUACCGGCUUUUCACCUUCCUCACUCACAUUCAAGUGGAAAGAUGCCAGCGGGAGUCCGCUGACGGACUUCGUCCAGUACCCGGCAGUCCAGAGUGGGGGAGCCUACACAGGACUCAGUCAGCUCCGUGUGGCUGAGAACGUCUGGGGAAACUCAAAGUCUUUCAUUUGUUCUGUGGAACAUCUUGGAAAGGAAACGACAGCAGUCAUCAAUAGACCAGUCCUAAAGUCUCCAACAGUGUCUUUGCUGUCGGGGCCCAUUGGCACCACCCAGUACCUGAUGUGUAUGAUUGAAGAUUUCACCCCCAAUAAAGUCACUGUCACCUGGAAGAAGAAUGACAUGGAGGUGGAGGGCCAAAUCACUACUGUAGGCAAACAGCUGUCAGGCCUCUACUCAGGCAGCAGUCUGCUGAAGGUCAACAACACUGACUGGAACAACAAGGUCAAGUACAGCUGUGUGGUGCAGCACCAGGGACCACCCACCAUCAAGACAAUCUCCAAAACAGAACCACUGACGGUGACUCUGAACCCACCGCGUGUGAGAGAGGUGUUCUUGGACAACCAAGCAGUGCUGGAAUGUGUCAUCACUGCUACAGACCAGGACACGGUGUCUGGUACCACUAUCACCUGGCAGGUCAAUGGACGGGACAAGAUGGAUGGCAUCGAUCUGAAAGAUAUUGAAUCAAAGGGCAACCUGAACAGCAGGGUCAGUACUCUGACCAUAGACCAGACGGAGUGGACCAAUGUGAACAAAGUCCAGUGUUCUGCCAUGAAGAGUGGUGAAGACACACCGGUCAUUCAGGACAUCAGCUUCACCAAAGGUAGUCGAGCCCUUUCAGUGUCCGUCCACCUUCUCCCGGAGGAAGACACCAGGGAGGAGGAGACUGUGACUCUGGUGUGCCUGGUGGUCAUCCCGUCUCUCUAUGACGUCUACAUCAUGUGGCAGGUGAACAGCAGCCAGUACCAGGAGGGGGUCACCAGCCCCCCUCAGAAAACCCAGAAAGGCGACUACUCUAUCACCAGCGUCUUCACCACCACCAAGGAUAAGUGGGAGACAAACGUGCUUUUCACAUGCGCCGUCAAGGACCUCGGCUCGGACAACAACACCGCACCUAAAGAGAGGAGUGUGUCAAAGUCCUUGGGUAACUCAUGUGAAGACAAGUGAUAUUAAUCUGUGUGUGUUGUGUCGUUGUGUCUCCUUAUUGACUCCUCUGUGGGUCAGAAUAGCCAAUUACUAGGCGU